Ipomoea nil (Japanese morning glory) is the source of this 2825-nucleotide messenger RNA. Its product is annotated as pentatricopeptide repeat-containing protein At4g14170-like. The transcript has a single exon. The record is from RefSeq and is a predicted model, not a curated record. NCBI's taxonomy places the organism in Eukaryota, Viridiplantae, Streptophyta, Magnoliopsida, Solanales, Convolvulaceae. Gene Ontology annotation, molecular function: RNA binding; protein binding. Gene Ontology annotation, biological process: RNA modification. Bases 40 to 2475 code for a protein of 811 amino acids.
UUCUCUGAUUCUAUUACUCUGUAAUUCUGUAUUUUUUGUAUGUAUAUCUUCCACCGCUGCCAUGCUCGCCUAUCUCGUUUCGCUUCUUCACUCUCUUGCCGAAGCCCUCUACACAUUCUCCCACAGUAUCAAUGGUCUCACCGGCCGGACAUUCUCUCCGUCUGCGCCUCGGCGCAGUCUCUCCGGCAAAUCCAACAAACCCACGCUCAGGCCGUCCUCCAUGGCGUCCUUCCGUCCAGCGUAUCCGUAUGCGCUGCGCUCAUUCUCCGGUACGCUCUGUUUGAGUCGAGCUCGGAAACCGUCCAGGCCCUCUUCUCCCGGAGCGUCGCUUUUGCUCUCUCACCGUUUCUCUACAACACCCUCAUUCGAGCUCAGGGGAUGCUAGGGAUUUAUGAUCACAAUGGGUUUAUGGUGUAUAAUGAGAUGCUGAGGAGUGGUGUUAUGCCGGAUGAUCAUACUUUCCCUUUUGUGCUUAAGCUUUGCUCGGACUUUUUGGAGGUCCGGAAAGGACUGGAGGCUCAUGGAACGUUGCUGAAGGUGGGAUUCGAUUCAGAUGUGUACGUGAAUAAUACUCUGUUGACGUUCUAUGGGAACUGUGGUGAUUUGUUGGCUGCAGAAAAAGUGUUCGGUGAAAUGCCGGAGAAGGAUUUGGUGUCUUGGAACUCGAUUCUUCGGGCAUUUUCAGACAAUAGUUGUUGCUUUGAUGCGAUUAGAGUGUUCAGAGAUAUGCUUUUUUGGUCUGAGGUUAAGCCAAAUGCAGUUAGCGUGGUGAGCACACUGCCAGUUUGUGCAGCACUUGAGUAUGGGAAGAUGAGUAGUGGGAUUCAUUGUUAUGUUUUGAAAGUAGGUUUAGAUAGUCAACUCAGUAUUGGGAAUGCAUUAAUUGAUGCUUAUGGUAAGUGCAGAAAGGUUGAAGCCUCGAAACAAGUCUUUGAUGAGAUGAUUGAGAGGAAUGAUGUCUCAUGGAAUGCAAGUAUUGUCAUUUUGGGUUACAAUGGGUGUUAUGAACAGGCCUUGUCUAGUUUCAGGUUGAUGAUUGAGACAGUGGAUUUUAAUGCAACUACAAUUUCAAGCGUGCUACCAAUCUUGGCUGAACUUGGUUACUUUUGCAAGGGGAGGGAAGUUCAUGGUUUAUGUGUGAGAAUGGGUUUGGAUAGAGAUGUCUUUGUUUCGAAUUCUUUGAUUGAUAUGUAUUCUAAAUCAGGGCGUUCAACUGAAGCAUCGAAUGUAUUUUAUAAUAUGAACAUGAGGAAUGCCAUAUCGUGGAAUGCAAUGAUUGCAAACUUUGCACAAAAUUCCCUGGAGUUGGAAGCUAUAGGCCUUGUCAGGAAAAUGCAAGCUCAAGGUGAAAAUCUGACCUCUGUUACUUUCACUAAUGUUCUCCCUGCAUGUGCAAGGCUGGGAUGUGUUCGCCCUGGGAAGGAGAUUCAUGCAAAGUCACUCCGGAGUGGGUUUGCCUCGGAUUUAUUUGUCUCAAAUGCUUUGAUUGAUAUGUAUGCAAAAUGUAGCUGUCUAGAUCUGGCUCAAAAUGUAUUUGAAAUUUCCCUUAGAGAUGAGGUAUCUUACAAUAUACUGAUUGUUGGUUAUUCUCUGACUGAUGAUUGGCAAGAGUCUCUUGCUCUAUUUUCAGAAAUGGGCCGGCUGGGAAUGGAACAUGACACUGUUUCAUUUGUAGGGGCUCUCUCUGCAUGUUCUAAUGUUUCUGCAAUCAAGCAAGGAAAGGAGAUCCAUGGUUAUGCAGUUAGAAGAUUGUUUCAUUCCCAUCAAUUUGUCUCGAACUCGCUUUUAGAUUUGUACACCAAGUGUGGACGGAUUGAUGUUUCUAGGAAGAUCUUUGAUCGAAUGCAAUGCAGGGAUGUGGCAUCUUGGAAUACUAUGAUAUUGGGGUAUGGAAUGCUUGGUGAACUGCAAACUGCUAUUAAUUUCUUUGAAGCCAUGAAAGAUGACGGGGUUGAAUAUGAUUCAGUUUCCUUUAUUGCUGUCUUAUCAGCUUGUAGUCAUGGAGGGCUAAUCGAAAAGGGACGGAGAUAUUUUGAUGACAUGUUUGCUCACAAUAUUAAGCCAACACAGACACACUACGCUUGCAUGGUGGAUCUUCUUGGUCGCAAUGGGCUUGUAGAUGAAGCCGUUCAUCUUGUUCAAAGUCUACCAAUUGAAGCAGAUGCCAAUAUUUGGGGUGCACUACUUGGAGCAUGUCGGCUCCAUGGAAAGGUGGAACUGGGUUGUUGGGCUGCUGAACGCUUACUUAAAUUGAAGCCGAAGCACUCUGGGUACUAUGCACUGCUUUCCAACAUGUAUGCCGAAGCUGGGAGGUGGAAGGAGGCAGAUAGGGUUAGAGAAUUGAUGAAAAUGAAAGGAGUAAAGAAGAUGCCUGGAUGCAGUUGGGUUCAGAUGCGAGACGGGGUAUAUGCUUUUAUUGUUGGGGAAAGAUUUGAACAAUUGGACUCGUACUCAUGGCUCGAGGAAUCUGAUUAAUUAAAGCAUGUUCUCUCUGAGCAUUCAGAUUUGAAUUUGCUUUUGCUCAUGGAAGUAUCAGCUCAGAAAUCCCACAGAUUUGUUUAAUAUCAAGUCACCGAGAACCACAUUCUGGUUUUGUCUUCAGAUGCCAAUUAACAGCAUGACUUAGAAGAUGCUUUCAAGGGAAGCUGAAUGCUAUAUACUCUUGAUAGGUUUAUCUUGAAGCUCUUGCUUGAAAUUCUCUUUCAGUGCAGGAACAAAGGACUGGACUAGUGGAGUAAUGAAGUUCAUGGCUGCAACAGGACUGAAGUUGUGGUUCGUUGCAUGGCUUAUCAUUAAAAAAAAUGGACAUGAGGAAUGCCAUAUAC